Loa loa (African eye worm) is the source of this 162-nucleotide messenger RNA. RefSeq lists its product as hypothetical. The transcript is spliced from 2 exons. The coding region runs from base 1 to 162 and encodes 53 amino acids. The record is from RefSeq and is a predicted model, not a curated record. Gene Ontology annotation, molecular function: calcium ion binding. Lineage: Eukaryota; Metazoa; Nematoda; Chromadorea; Rhabditida; Onchocercidae.
AUGUGUCGUAAAGAUGUUGCAUGGAUGUUUCAACAAUGGGAUGGUAAUAAUGAUGGAGAAUUAAGCAUGAAAGAAUUAGCUCCAUUAGAGGCUGAUUCAAAUGAAAAAUGCCUAAAAGCAUAUAUUGAUCGUUGUGAAAAUUGUAGCAAAUGUGUUGUAUGA